This is a messenger RNA of Anguilla rostrata (American eel), 4554 nucleotides long. It is a transcript of the gene ubxn7, whose product is annotated as UBX domain protein 7. Gene Ontology annotation, molecular function: ubiquitin binding. Bases 16 to 1563 code for a protein of 515 amino acids. Gene Ontology annotation, biological process: proteasome-mediated ubiquitin-dependent protein catabolic process. Gene Ontology annotation, cellular component: nucleus. NCBI's taxonomy places the organism in Eukaryota, Metazoa, Chordata, Actinopteri, Anguilliformes, Anguillidae. The transcript is spliced from 11 exons. The record is from RefSeq and is a predicted model, not a curated record.
GUCGGCGGCGGUAAGAUGGCGGCGCUCGGGGACGCAUCAGCUCCGGGGCUGAACGGGUUAAUACAGCAAUUUACAGCCAUAACGGGAGCCACUGAAAGUGUGGGGAAACACAUGUUGGAGGCCUGCGACAACAACUUGGAAAUGGCCGUGACCAUGUUCCUGGAUGGAGGGGGGAUCGCAGAGGAGCCCAGCACCAGCUCAAGCUCAGCAGGGGCGUCCAGCAGCAGACUCCCCCUCCCAGAGGACGAGGUGCGGGCACCCAUCCCCCAGAAACAGGACAUCCUGGUGGAGCCGGCGCUGUCGGUGCCAAAGAGGAGGAGACCAGCGAGGUCCAUAUUCGACGGCUUCCGGGAUUUCCAGACCGAAACGAUUCGGCAGGAGCAGGAGCUGCGGAACGGCAGUGCGGUGGAUAAGAAGCUGAGCACCCUGGCCGACCUCUUCCGCCCCCCCAUCGAGCUCAUGCACAAAGGCAGCUUUGAGACGGCGAAGGACUGUGGGCAACUGGAGAACAAGUGGCUGAUGAUCAACAUUCAGAAUGUGCAGGACUUCUCCUGCCAGUGUCUCAACAGAGACGUGUGGAGCAACAACGCUGUCAGAACCAUCAUUAGAGAGCACUUCAUCUUCUGGCAGGUUUACCACGACAGUGAGGAGGGACAGAGGUAUAUCCAGUUCUACAAACUGAAUAAGUUUCCCUAUAUCUCCAUACUGGACCCCCGUACAGGCCAGAAGAUGGUGGAGUGGAACCAGCUGGACGUGGCCUCCUUCCUGGAGCAGGUGUCGGGGUUCCUGAGCGAACACGGUCAGCUCGACGGGCUGUCCAGUCGCCCCCCGCCCGCGAAACGCGCGCGCUCUGAGAGUUUGAUUGACGCCAGCGAGGACAGCCAGCUGGAGGCGGCGAUCCGGGCGUCGCUGCAGGAGACGCACUACGAGUCGAACCCGGACCACGCCGAGUCGCGCUCGGAGGACGACUCAGAGGCCGAGCCCUUCUCCGACAGCGAGGGGCUCAUCUCCGUGGACGGGUCGGACGACGACGACGACGAGGACGAGGGGGGGGAGGGGCCCUCCGGCGGCCACGCCCUCCCCCCGCCGCGGGCCACCCCGCCCCCCCGGCCGGACAGCCCCGCCCGCCACAGGAGGUCUCCGCACAAGGAGUCCAGCCACAGGAAGGAGGAGAACAAGAAGAACCACCUGGAGCCGCCGGAGAGCUCGCCGGCCGCCACCCCGGAGCCCUUCGCCGGGUCGCGGGCCCAGAACUCCGGCCCGGCCCCCGCCGAGACCGGCGCCGACGAGCCCGCCCACCUGGACCAGCCCGACGACAACGGUCCGAAGGCCCGGUUGAUGCUUCGGUACCCAGAUGGCCAGAGGGAGCAGAUCACUAUGUCCACGCAGGCCAAGCUCAUGGCGCUGGUGAAGCACGUGCAGUCGAAAGGCUACCCCAACGAGCGCUUUGAACUGGUCACCAACUUCCCCCGACGGAAGCUGUCCCACUUGGACUAUGACAUCACGCUGCAGGAGGCGGGGCUGUGUCCACAGGAGACUGUCUUUGUGCAGGAAAGAAAUUAGGGCCUCCGUCCUGCUCCAGUCCCCCUCGCCCCUCCGCCUCUCCUCAUCUCUGACUUUCGGACCUAGGAAGAACGUGCAGACCACAGCCUCUUCCGCUCCCCUCCUCCUCCCCCCCCCUCCCCCCCCCCCAAUCUGUGUUCUCGCAAGCCGCUGGUCUCUGUCUUAACAGGUGGCCGUCCUCAUUUCAACGGAACAUGCCGACGUACCACGUUGCCGUGAAGCGUUCAGCCGGCCUGGUUGAGGUUCUCACCGAAUGUCGAGCGAAAUCGGGGGCUUGAGCGCAGUGGGUCGGCGUGCAGCUGAGCAGCUGAGGACCCCCUCCACCCCUGCGUUUCAGGGAGUUCCAACAUGUAAGGUCACAUGACAUGAAUUUCCAGGACCUUUUUUUUUUUUUUUUUUUUAAUGCUGUUCUCAAACAACACGUUGUCAUUUUCACUUUUUUUUCCCCCUCCCCUCUCCAGUUUUGGUUACAUUUGUUAAUGACAUUGUGUCAUGAAAAGGUUUUUUUUUUUUUUUUUUUUUGACUGCAGAAAGAAAGACUUUGGUGAGUGGUGCUCCGCUAAGCAUCCCAUAGGCCAGCUGUGAGUCGGUUGUCAAGGUGACAUGGGAUUGGGAGACCCCGGGUCGGAUUAGACACCAGUAACGGUGGGGCAGAUCUGUGGGGUAUCUCAGAGAUUGUGUUCUAACCUUGUGCCGCGGAGGUCUGGUGUAGAGGUGUAGUUAUAGUCAUUUGCUUUCUUUUUUUCUUUUUUUUUUAUAUACUGCCCCAUUUACAAGAAAAACAAAAACAAAUUGUUGAUGCUCAAAUAUAUUCGUCAAAACAAAGGGAAUUUUGGCCUGCUUUCUUCUUCCCGAAUGUGGCUGCAUGAGUUGGGCGGAGCUUCAGCUGAUGUCACAAUGGCUGGGAGGAGUGUCAUCGAUUUAAGUCCAGAUUUCUUGACAUGCUUAGGAAGGUGUGUCUUUCCACGAUGGUCUCCAUGGGCCAUUUUUGCUGAUUGAAGGAAGCAUUUGGUCAUCAUCGUCCAUCGGUCAUCUCAAGCACAGAUAAUUUGUUGACAUGGCUACCAAUUAAAAAAAAAAAAACGAAAAAAUAAACAAACAGGUUGUCAGUCAGGUGCUUCUAAAAAAAGAAGUUACAGGUGCAUUGUGGGAGAUGCCUUUUUUUUAAUCAAGAUGGGUAUUAUUCUGAAAUUAAGGCCAGUAUUUAAAAACUGACACCAAAUUUUAUUCAUCUGCUAAAAUACGGAACUAUGACGACAUAGUAAUGGAAUGACUCCCCAGGGUCUCUACAGCCAUUGGCAUUUGAGUGGUGUACGCCUCCUAGGGGUCGACUGUGACGUGCCCUAGCCAAUCGGCCCGGAUUACACGUGCCGCUCCUUGUGCCGGGGUAACUGCUGCAUGCGAAUGUGACGGAAAGCCAGGACGCGCUUCAGAGGGCGGCGCGCUCUGUAGCUCCAUCCACACAGGCGCUGCUCGCCCAAUAGCGUCUCCGUCUCCGCGCCUCAUCGGUGACGCCGCUGAUUGGCUGUGCAGGCUUGGGCCCAAUGAGAGCCGAGCGCGCUGAGUGAUACCAGCUCAACGCAGCUGGAAGUUUUCGGCUCACCGCGUACCAGUCCGCACAGGGAUGGGAUCGUUUUUUAAUUCUUCCACAUGGGAGCAGUGUUGGGUUUUGAACAUAUAUGUAAUUAGUGAGUCACCCGCCGCCCCCCCCCCCCCCCCCCUUCCCCCAUCAUCACCAUUUUGCGGUUGUGUAAAUUCCCUAUAUGUCAGGGCACUGAUGAUGGCCAUCUUGUCAGUUGAUGCAUCUUGUUAAAUUAUGAAAAGAUUUUUUUUUUUUUUUAACAAUAGAAAAUAUUAUUCCUGUGUGAAUAGCAAUGACUUUGGUGAUGUUAAAAACUGCCGUGGGAGUACUUUAGCACAACUCGCCAGAGGAAUUUUUUAACUGUAUUUUUUUUUUUUUGGGGGGGGGGGGUGUGGGUGAGGGAUAAGCAGGGUGUGUAAGUGGUCCUCAGUCCCAUGCUUAUCGUUGGCUUAUCGCUGGGCCAUCGCAGUGUCAUAGACUGGCUCGCUGAGGUCGUUCGGCAGCUUUUCCAGUCAGAAGCAGAUGCCUUUCCCCAGCCCUGUCAGAGUAGUCCUCCUGCAGCUCCUACCGGCUCCCACCCUCCCUGGGAAGAUGGAGGAGGUUGGGCUAAAACAAGCCUGCAUCCCUCUAGCUGUAUGGGGUGGUGGGGGAGGGUUAGGGUCAGGCCCAGAGUGGUGGAUCAGUUAGGACUAUGACUUUGUCACUGUGGGGAGGCGGGGGGGGGGUUGGGGGUUUGGGGGCUUGGGGGGGGGGGGGGGGGUUGGUAAUUUGAAUAGGUUCAGAGCGGGGAGUUUGUAAAUAGCCUCCUAGCUUUGCUUUUUUGUUAUAUUUUAUUUUUCGGCAAACCGCUGUCAUUUGUACGUUGCAAGGUGCAGUUUUUAACAAAGUUUAGCUUGGAUUUUUUAAGGACUCGUUUGAAAGCACGGUGGGCCAGUGUGUAGAACGGUGGGGAGACGGGCUUCGUUAUCGUUUUAGAUGCAGAGAAACACAGGUUCGACCCCCCCCCCCGCCCCCCUCCAUGCACUCGAACAUCUCUGAGCUGUGAUCUUACCUGGCUGGACUAGCUGUGUGCAGGUAGGCAGAAAGGGGUGGAGUCCAGGAAGGAUCCCUUUGCUUAUUUAAAAAAAAAAAACCCUGCCCCGUCUCGCCUCGUCCCAUGUGGUUCUGAAGCUGCUGGAUGCAUCCGGCAAAGUAGAAUCUUUCCUGUAUAUAACGACACACAGCGUAGCAGUAGAGUUGUGUGUGAGAGACUGACUAAAAACAAGAAGAAAAAGACAAAAAAGUAUGUGCUUUGAGGGACCAAACUUUUGUUUUUACACAACUUGUCUUAAUAUUGUAAUAUUUUCCUGCAAAAGAAAAAAAGAGAGAGACAAAAACAAAUCAACCAAUAAAUAAGUGCUUUUCCAACA